AUGUCUGCCGAAGUACACACCUGGACCUUCGCCAACUCUGAGGUACCUGACGAUAACUUCAGCUAUGAGCCCUCAAGCCUGCCGUUCGGAACGUUUGGUAGUCAUCGUGAUGUAGCAUAUUUUGUUGAGGAGACGACCAAUAUAACAUCACUACGCUACGACUCAGGCGUGGAUCUUCCAGGGUACAGGUCCAGCGACGAUAAUGCAGUCGUCGGACGUGACUGCACCAGUCCAGAUGCUGAGAUUGACCUGGAGGAGACAGCUAUGAGCAGCGUAGCAGCCCUAAGCUCGGGUACUCACAUGCAGUCGAGAUCUGGAACAUCUGGUGGCGUGCGGCAGGACGAUUCAGACUCAUGGAUGUGGGACCUUUUUGACUUAGACGCCAUACCCUCAAACCACAUCGACUGGCUUGAGUGGUUCCCACCAGCUGCCGAGGAGCUUGACAACGAGCGGAGUACCGAUGACGAUGACUUCUCCAUACACUCUACACAGUCUCAAUCUCGGGCAUCCAUCCGGAGCAUGCUGGGCCGCAUGCGCAGCAAACGGGUUGCUGGACCCUACCAUCGUAGCAGUACCAUUCGUCCGUACCAGCGUCUACUUGAGAACUGCUUGUACUGCUCUGAACCUUGGGAGAGAGAAGACAAGGCGCUUCGUCAACACUUGGACCAACACAUACAGGAUCUGUUUUCCAAAGCCAACGCAUUCUGUGAACAUUGCCAAGUCUUGUUCGUGACUCAAGACGCCCUGAAUCGACAUCAACGAACUGUGGCGCUCAACAGCUGCUGUAGCCUUCCGACAGGUCACUCGGAUAUCUGUGACGGAAAUCCUUGUGGCUUCGACUUCAACCACCUCGAGCUGUACACUGGUCACCAUCCCAUGGCUGACCUCCGUGCUCAAUGGUCAGAUCAUGAUCGCCUCAAAUACGGUCAACUCAUGCGGGAGCUAGCCUCGCAGGCCACUGCUCUCCGGAUCCAAGCGGCAAAGGUAGACAUGCAUGCCCGAGUACGACGCCUCGUACCAAGCAUCUUCUCCUGGCUCUCGGAGCCGCAUGGAGAAACCUAUGAUGUCGAAGAUCUGCAGCUUUCACUAUCCAAAUUGACCGUGAACAGCUCCAACCGACGUACGAGUAUGAGACGUGGCUUGGCGCGGAUAGUGGGCACGCAGCUUGAGCUUGAUACUCAGCUGUACUUGUCAGUAGCGAAGAAUGACCUACCCAGUGUCGCACGUCUCGUCGAACGUGGGGCAAGCUGUCACAGGGCAUUGUUACAGGCGAUCAAACGUGGCGACUGCAACGCCGUCAAAGCCCUGUGGGCUGUAACUGGCACGCUCCUUGCCGAGAGCGACCUGACGGAAGCUAUAGUCAAAUACGGCACUUCAGCAUUCAACGCCAUUUCAGAGGCCCACAUAGAGCUCAGCAGAGCGUGUGCACUUGAGAUGCUGUACUUGGCUCUCCACAAAGUGUUCGGCCCAGACGAUGAAGCGAACCAUGCGCUACUUCGACUUGCUCUGCUACACAUCCCGAACAUAAAUUCUCCAGGUCUGAGCAACGACGCGGUGAUGGAGUUGAGGAGAGCAGUCCAGCAGAUGACGAACAUCAAGCUGCUCAUAUACAAUGAUGGAAGUAGUUCACCACUGGCAUGGGCCGCGGCCGGCCGUGAUAUAGAGGCUGCCCGGUUGUUGGUGGCUGGUGGAGCAAUCGCAGACCACAUCACUGUCCUUAUUGUGUUCGAUCGAAACCCGGAGCAUAUGAAGAUGGCGUGGGUGGAGGCGUUACUUGGCAACGCCACCGGGCCAUCCCAGGCACAUGGCUCUCAAAUCAUGGUGUCAUGA
Recurvomyces mirabilis is the source of this 1830-nucleotide messenger RNA. RefSeq lists its product as uncharacterized. NCBI's taxonomy places the organism in Eukaryota, Fungi, Ascomycota, Dothideomycetes, Mycosphaerellales, Teratosphaeriaceae. The transcript is spliced from 3 exons. The record is from RefSeq and is a predicted model, not a curated record. The coding region runs from base 1 to 1830 and encodes 609 amino acids.